Glossina fuscipes is the source of this 489-nucleotide messenger RNA. Its product is annotated as cytochrome c-like. The transcript is spliced from 2 exons. The record is from RefSeq and is a predicted model, not a curated record. The coding region runs from base 89 to 400 and encodes 103 amino acids. Lineage: Eukaryota; Metazoa; Arthropoda; Insecta; Diptera; Glossinidae. Gene Ontology annotation, molecular function: heme binding; electron transfer activity. Gene Ontology annotation, biological process: mitochondrial electron transport, cytochrome c to oxygen; mitochondrial electron transport, ubiquinol to cytochrome c. Gene Ontology annotation, cellular component: mitochondrial intermembrane space.
CAGCAGAACUACGCGAAAACGGUGUAAACUAAUAAUUGCCUUCAAUUUGAAACGGUACACGUGGAAAGGCAAAUGAUAAUCUUAGAAAAUGCCCGGUGAUGCUGAUAAUGGUAAAAAAAUUUUCAUGCAGAAAUGUUCUGUGUGUCAUACAGCCGAACCGGGUGGCAAACACAAGGUUGGUCCCAAUUUGAGUGGUCUCAUUGGACGUAAAAGUGGCACUGCUCCGGGUUACAAUUAUUCUGAUGCGAAUAAAAGCAAAGGUGUCGUUUGGACCGAAGAUGCACUUUUUGAAUAUUUAGAAAAUCCCAAAAAGUAUAUACCUGGCACUAAAAUGGUGUUUGCCGGAUUAAAAAAAGAAAGUGAACGCCACGACAUAAUAGCUUAUCUAAGUUCUAAAUAAAAUCUUUCAAAAAAUUUUCAAUAAAAAAACAGCGGGGUUUUAUUGAACAUAAAACGAUUCGUUGGGACAAAUUUUUUAAUGCUACGGAG